AUGCGUAAGACGCGGUCACAAACCCAUGCAGAAAAUGCAAUACUCUCGGGAGGGCGAAGUAAUUCAAGCGCUUCGCGUACAGGAGUUGUGUCCUCUUCCACUUCAUCGUCAAAUUCAUCAUCAGCAGCAGCGGCGGCGCAGCAACAGCAACAGUCGCCUCAAUAUCAAAUUAAUUCGAAUAAUUCACAACAGAAACAACGUAGCAACACACAACAAUCGGCGGCAUCUGCAGCAGGCAGCGUCUAUGUUGAUCCUGCCCGGAUUAAGGAAUGUGAGGAGAAGAUAAGUCUUCUUCGGGUGGUCGAACUGCAAAAAAUACUUUCAUAUUUAAAUCUUUCAUUUACUGGACGUAAAAUUGAUUAUCAAAGGCGGAUAUUAUCGCUACUACGUACUAAUUUUGAUUUGAUUGCACCCAAAAUACGUGAAGUCUAUACACAAUCCAUAGUUGAACAACAGGCCAAUCAAUUUGGUCCCACAGAUCCCAAAAGAAUGUAUUCACAAAUGUAUAUGCAAGCAAAUGCAAAUGCCGGCAUGGUCGGUGCUCCAGCCGGUUCGGCCAUGGUUGGUGGCCAACAAAUAUUAAAUCCAGCUAAUCCAGCUGCUAUGCAACCGGGUGCCGGUGUACCACAGGGCAACAAUGUGGUGCCCUUUUCACAUGCCAUACCCACACAAAUGCCCAUACAUCCCGAUGUACGCUUAAAGAAAUUGGCAUUUUACGAUGUUUUGGGUACUCUAAUAAAACCAUCAUCGCUGGUGCCACGCAAUGCUCAACGUAUUCAGGAAGUUCCAUUUUAUUUCACACUGACACCACAACAGGCCACAGAAAUAGCCUCAAAUCGUGACAUACGCAACAGUUCGAAAAUUGAACAUGCCAUACAGGUGCAAUUGCGUUUUUGUUUGCUAGAGACAUCGUGCGAUCAAGAGGAUUGUUUUCCGCCAAGUGUCAGUGUUAAGGUUAACAAUAAACUUUGCCAACUGCCGAAUGUCAUUCCAACAAAUCGUCCAAAUGUGGAACCAAAAAGACCACCACGGCCCGUUAAUGUUACAUCAAAUGUCAAACUAUCGCCCACAGUUACCAACACAAUAACCGUACAAUGGUGUCCCGACUAUACACGAGGCUAUUGCAUUGCCGUCUAUUUAGUUAAGAAAUUAACAUCAGCCCAGUUGUUGCAGAGAAUGAAACAGAAGGGUGUUAAACCUGCCGACUAUACUAGAGCUCUAAUCAAAGAGAAAUUGACUGAAGAUGCUGAUUGUGAAAUUGCAACGACAAUGCUGAAGGUGUCACUCAAUUGUCCAUUGGGUAAAAUGAAAAUGUCAAUACCAUGUCGUGCAUCAACAUGUUCACAUUUGCAGUGUUUCGAUGCCAGUCUAUACCUGCAAAUGAAUGAACGUAAACCCACAUGGAAUUGUCCGGUGUGCGAUAAACCUGCCGUUUAUGAUAAUCUUGUUAUUGAUGGCUACUUCCAAGAAGUUUUGGCGUCAAAUCUACUUAAACCCGACGAUACUGAAAUCCAAUUACACAAGGAUGGUUCAUGGAGUACACAUAGCCUGCGCAAUGAGGGACAAGUAUUGGAUACACCCACCAAACCAGUUGAAAAAGUUGAAGUUAUUUCAGAUGAUAUAGAAUUAAUAACAACAGAAGAUGUUAAACCAGUGAAACCAGCACCCACAUCAGUGACAGCCUCUGCAAGUGAACAGCCAUCAUCGACCACAAACAGUGAAACGGUGGAUUUAACGCUUAGCGACUCAGAUGAUGAUUUACCCCUGGCAAAACGUCGUCCAAUUGCAAAGCAAACAACACAAGCCGGUGCAGCAUCAUCGACAAUGAACGGUAAUGGUGGUGGUAACAAUCAAAGAGGCAUGUAUAUGCCACAAAAGAAUGAAGGUGGCGAUUUGAUGCCGGAUCAAAUUCUUAUGGAUUUACGUCAAAAUAAUUCAACAAUGAAAACAGGCUCCACUACACCGGUGGCAGCCGGUGGUUCCGCUACAUCGCCAUCACCUGCACAACGUUUAGCCCAUGCCGCCGGAGUUGUUACAUCAUCAACUCAGCAUACAAAUAACAAUACAGCCGAUAUGUAA
Molecule: messenger RNA, 2079 nt
Organism: Musca vetustissima
Lineage: Eukaryota; Metazoa; Arthropoda; Insecta; Diptera; Muscidae
Gene: Su(var)2-10
Product: E3 SUMO-protein ligase PIAS2
Exons: 9
Coding region: 1-2079 (692 amino acids)
Biological process (GO): protein sumoylation; regulation of transcription by RNA polymerase II
Molecular function (GO): transcription coregulator activity; zinc ion binding; SUMO ligase activity
Source: RefSeq, a predicted model, not a curated record